Messenger RNA from Chaetomium fimeti, 1860 nucleotides. Its product is annotated as glycosyl hydrolase family 61-domain-containing protein. The record is from RefSeq and is a predicted model, not a curated record. NCBI's taxonomy places the organism in Eukaryota, Fungi, Ascomycota, Sordariomycetes, Sordariales, Chaetomiaceae. The transcript is spliced from 8 exons. The coding region runs from base 1 to 1860 and encodes 619 amino acids.
AUGGCGUCCCAGAAGAAGCCCUACAAGCCGAAAGCAAAGAAAGCAAAGAAGCCCGAAAGUACGACUGCUAUGUUUCCAGACCUCCACGAAGACAUCGAGAACGCCCUUUCGGCCGAGGGAACCAUCAUCACCCCGAAACCGACGUUCAACCCCACCGAGGACCACGAAGAACGCAUUGCCGCCAAGGAAACCUACAUCAUGGGAAGAUUCCAAUGCCGCAACCGAACGUGUCCAAAGAAGGGCUGGGGCAGCAAGAAGAUUUUUAUUGUCAUCCAGCGGUUCCCGGACAACGGCUACAAUGCUGUCGUGUUCAAGCAGUGCUGCAGCAUAUGCGAGGAGUUGGGCAUUAUGAGAAUCAAUGAGAAUUCCUACUGCGGCGCCACCGGCAGCCAAGGCUCGGCCCUCGCCCACCACCUCCGCCAGCAUCUCGCCUGGCGCGUGCACACCACCGUGCGCAACCCCUCCUCCCCAUCAUCCGCCCAAGCCCUCGCCGCCAUCGGCGUGCAGCUCACGCUGGGCGACUGGGACGACACCGCCGCGCUGGCAGCCGCCCUAGCUGGGUGCGACAAGCUGUUUUUGUGUCUGCUGCCCGAUUUCAGCGAUCCGACGCGCGAGCUGCGCCAGGCAAGGGUGCUGGUGUGGCUGGCGUGGGAGGCUGGCGUGCGGCAGGUGGUGGCGUCGACGUCGCUGGGGGUGUUUACGCUGGAGGAUGAGAGUGAGAUGGCUGUUGGUGCGGGCGGGGGGCCGGCGUUUUUCAUGGCCAAUUAUCUGGAGACGAAGGUGGCGAGGUAUCCGGAGCCGAGGGAGAGGGGGACGUGGACGACGGCGAUGACGGCUGAGGCGAAGUUGGCGUUGAUCGACCAUGCGGAUAUUGCGGCGUUCCAUGAUCGGACGUUUGGGCUGGCGGGUGACAGUGAGAUGUUGAUGGUGCAGGAGACGCUGGAUGCGUUGGGGGGGGGGGGGGGGGGGGGCGCGGGAAGGCCGUUUAAGGCGGUGUUCAUAACGGAUGAGGAGAUUGCGGAGAAACAGAGGACGUCCAACGUCUUUACGGACUCGCAGGUCUCGUUGCGGUAUGCGGCCAAUUCGUACCCGUGGCUUCUCGAGGAUCAGCAGCCGAAGGGCAUCCAGCGCCGUUGGUGGCCUGACCCGAUUCAGUCUGUGGACCACCCCCAACUCUCUUGCAACCGCGGAAACCCGCUGGAGAAGAAUCUUCCCACGCAGCAUGCCCCCAUCCAGGCCGGCACCAACAUCACGGCGUACUACGUCCCUCCCAAAUGCCCGCCUAACUUCAACCAGCCUACCGAGAGUCUCGCUCCGGAGUUCCAAGACCCGCACCCGCCGAUGCGGUGCAUGGGCCCGGAAUACUCGUGGGUGCACUCCACGGGCCCACUCCUUGCCUACAUGGCUGCUUGUAACGGGCCGUGCGACGAGUUCAACCCCGAGGGGGAGAAGGUCUGGUUCAAGAUCUACGAGUCCGGGCUCAAGAACGGCGGCGAGUUGAACGAGUGGGGCCAAAGAAUCGACGUUGCCUCUAGCCAGGGUUGGGACCAGAUGACUUUCGCCAACCAGGGAUGGAGCAUUACGAUCCCGAAGAACCUGAAGCCGGGCAACUACCUCAUCCGGCACGAGAUCAUCAUGAUCGAGCUGAUGCCUCCCCAGUUGUACCCCGAGUGCGCCCACCUCACGGUGACUGGGGACGGGAACGAGCUUCCUGGCGAAGAGUAUCUGGUCUCCUUCCCGGGUGCUUACUCUCUGGAAGACCCGGGUCUCGCUAUCAGCGGCGAUUUGUACUCUCCAAAGGGACACUCCACUUACAACUACACCAUUCCCGGGCCGGCCGUUUGGACCGGCGAGAAGUAG